AUGAUACCCGUCACACAACGUCCGGCUGGGAGCAGUGGAAGGCGACAAGCCGUAACAGAGCCAUCUGCGUCGCGGGUAGUGAGCAAACCCAUACCGAGCUCGCAGACACAAGAUCCGAGAAAGUAUCAAAUCGAACAGCUCAAGCGCCGGUUUUCUGCGCAGGUCUCUACACUGCAAAAUGGGACUACAAAUGUAUCAUUCCACCUGAAGCCUUCAGAUCCCGAUUUUCCCUUUGAAUUGGACUAUCUGGAUUGUGAGAUACAAGUUCCGAGAUCGUACCCUGAGGAUGCCCCUUUACUUCGGGUGAAGAACAAGGAGAUUCCUCGGGGUUUCAGUCUAAACAUCGAGAAGGGCUGGAACCAAUUAGUCGAGGACAAGCCGGGUGCGACACUGCUCGCGUUGACCAAUGCCCUCGACAAAAGCCUCGAGUCAUUCUUGGCCGAGCAGAAGUCGGACACGGUAACUCUCAUGACUUUCAAAGAUACCAGGCAUCUGGACACUUCGGCUAUGAACUUGGGCGCCAGCGCAUCUUUACCGGCAAGCUCUGAGCCAAAACCAACACCGGUCCAAGUCCCUAGAAGCCAUGUUUUCGAGGAAUCCUUCACGAGGGAGCAGAUUGAAGAGGCCAGAGCGAGACGUGCCCAGGAAACAAGGCAGUUGGAGUCGCGGAUGGGCCGAAUGUCUUUAUUCCACAAGUCCGCCGAUGGCAUUGUGUACAACCUACCGCUGACCCCCAAGCGCCGCUUGGAGCUGCCGACGGAACUUCAAGCCAUCAACUCCGUCCAGCUCAUUAUCCCUCUGCUAUACCCACUACAGUCUCCAAGAAUUCUUCUCAACGAUGUGGAGUCUCAAGACGCCGAGCAGUUGGAGGAGGCUUUUGCCGCCAGAGCUUCUCAGCAGAGCCAGAUGACGCUGAUGAGCCAUCUCAACUACUUGACUCAGAAUAUCCAUUUGCUGGCAAAGUCUGCUCAGACCUCCGCGAAACAGCUCCCGUUAGUGGUGCCCGAUGGUCAGCCAGAACAGGCGGAUGCCAAGUCAGGAAUGCCCAGCAAUUUUGGCAAGGACGACAAGCCGCAUGUUCAGGUUAUCUCUCGGCCUCCCGAGUGGACCUUCAUCGAUGCGUCCGAUGAUUCGGAUGAUGAUAGCAGCGAUGAUUGGGAUUCAGAUGGUUCCGAUGGCGGAGGAGCUGCUCUGGACAUCGGGGACAACAAUACGCAAGAGCGCAUGACUCAGCAGGUCGAAAGCGGUACUUCGAUCUCAUUUCCUUCCAUCGAGCUGUACGGCAUUGAAUUACUACAGGUUUCCAUACUCGGUAUCAAUGUCAAAUGCGAGCGGUGUAGGACUAUGAAUGAGGUCACCGGGCUGAAGCCAGGCAUCGAGAAAGGAGCCAGCUGCAAAAAGUGUGCUACGGCCUUUUCAAUCAAGUUCCGCCAAGAGCUGGUACAUCAAAACUCUGUUCGAGGUGGAUUCAUUGAUGUUGCCGGUUGUACAGUAUCCGACAUGUUACCAAGCACAUUUGUACCUACCUGCGGGAGGUGUUCAUCUCCUGGCCUAGGACUCGUCUCUGUCCGUGGAGAGGUGACCACCAAUGUCUGCCGAGAAUGCCACGGCAAGUUUACAUUCAAGAUACCAGAAGUCAAGUUCCUCGCCAUCACACGUGGAGCAGUACCACUUUCGACUGGGCCACGACGACGACAGGAGAAAUUAGGGCUCCAUGCCGGCGACCCGCUACCAGAUCGAGGAGCUUGCUCACAUUACAAGCGGUCCUACCGAUGGUUCCGCUUCUCGUGCUGCAGCAAGGUGCACCCAUGCGACAAGUGUCACGACCAGGCUGAAGACCACAUCAACGAGUGGGCGAACCGCAUGAUCUGCGGAUGGUGCAGUAGAGAACAGAACUAUGCUGUCGAAGCCUGCGGUUUCUGUGGAAGGAGUGUUAUUGGCAAGAAAGGGCGCGGUUUCUGGGAGGGCGGCAAGGGAACGAGAGACAAGACCAGGAUGAGCCGCAAGGACAAGAGAAAGUUCCGUCGUGUCGGAGGUACUGAGGCCAAGAAGAAGGACUGA
Neoarthrinium moseri is the source of this 2061-nucleotide messenger RNA. RefSeq lists its product as uncharacterized. The record is from RefSeq and is a predicted model, not a curated record. Gene Ontology annotation, molecular function: zinc ion binding. The transcript is spliced from 2 exons. The coding region runs from base 1 to 2061 and encodes 686 amino acids. Lineage: Eukaryota; Fungi; Ascomycota; Sordariomycetes; Amphisphaeriales; Apiosporaceae.